This is a messenger RNA of Plasmodium malariae, 534 nucleotides long. RefSeq names its product conserved Plasmodium protein, unknown function. Gene Ontology annotation, biological process: iron-sulfur cluster assembly. The coding region runs from base 1 to 534 and encodes 177 amino acids. The record is from RefSeq and is a predicted model, not a curated record. Lineage: Eukaryota; Apicomplexa; Aconoidasida; Haemosporida; Plasmodiidae. The transcript has a single exon.
AUGAAUAAUAACAUACCUGAGAAUGAAAACCCUGUUCUCUACAACUCAAAUGAAGAGGAAAGAUAUAUAUUCUUAAACGAACAGACAAUAAAAGAGAGCUUAUACAAUGUAAGCGAUUUAUGUGAUUUAAAUUAUGAAGAAGAUAAAAUAAACGUAGAUGAUAUUUUUGAUUUGUUAAGAGAUAUAAAAGACCCUGAAUAUUCUUAUACAUUAGAAAAUUUGAAAAUAAUUGAAAAGAAAAAUAUUUAUAUAAAUCUUGAAGAAAAAAUGAUUACUGUGUAUUUUACUCCAACAAUACCAAAUUGUUCACUAGCUACACUCAUUGGUUUAAUGAUAAGCAUAAAAUUACAAUAUUCUCUAUCGAAUAAUUUCAAAACAAAUAUUUACAUAUACCCAGGUUCUCACAAUUCGGAGCACUCCAUAAAUAAACAACUAAAUGACAAAGAGAGAAUAGCAGCGGCAAUAGAAAAUUCGCACUUAUUUAAUGUUAUAAAGAAUAGCAUUACAUACAAUUACCCAGUCAUUAAUUUUUGA